AAUCGGGCGCGGCUGUCUGUGAAUUUUUUUUAAAGGCGGCCUGUGGAAAAGGAGGCAUGUGCCCGUUCCGACACAUCAGCGGGGAAAAGACAGUUGUUUGCAAACACUGGCUACGAGGACUGUGCAAAAAGGGAGACCAGUGCGAGUUUCUGCACGAGUACGACAUGACCAAGAUGCCUGAGUGUUACUUCUACUCCAAAUUUGGGGAAUGCAGUAACAAAGAAUGUCCAUUCUUGCACAUUGACCCGGAGUCUAAGAUCAAAGACUGUCCCUGGUAUGACAGAGGCUUCUGUAAACAUGGUCCCCUCUGCAGACACCGGCACACUCGAAGAGUCAUCUGUGUGAAUUACCUAGUAGGAUUCUGUCCAGAGGGGCCUACCUGUAAAUUCAUGCACCCUCGGUUUGAACUGCCAAUGGGAACGACAGAGCAACCACCACUGCCUCAGCCGACACAAACACAGCAAAAGAGGACACCCCAAGUCAUUGGAGUCAUGCAGUCUCAAAACAACAACACUGGGAACAGGGGACCCCGGCCGUUGGAGCAGGUCACCUGCUACAAGUGUGGUGAAAAAGGUCAUUAUGCCAACAGAUGCACCAAAGGACAUCUGGCCUUUCUCAGUGGACAGUGAAAGAGCAGAACGACGAGUGCGAGGCUGCUGUUAACACUGAGAAAAGGUUUCUGCCUAGCACUAUGUCUUGAACUAUUAAUCAGGUUUUUUAAUGCCAUUACUGAAAGAACUGGUCAGAGGCUGGCUGCUGCUAAGCAACAUUUUUGUAAUUGUCCACAACUUUUUUUUAUGUUUUAACCUUUUUAAAACAGAUUUUGGCCUCCGUCUAUUUUCAUUGAGCCCUGCUGAAAGGUAGAUCUAAAAGCCAAUAGAUAUGCAAACCCCUCACCAGUGCAGCGCUCUACGUAAACGCAUCUUACGCCAGUGUUUCUUUAAAGUGUUUUCCUUCUGCCACUUCUCUUUGGAGAACCUGCAGCGUUUCAGCCCUCCCUGUGGAAGCAGGAAGACUGACUGGGAAAAUUCAUACUUGAAAUGCCUUCCCUUCAGUGAGGAAGCAGGGAUUCUGCUGUCCUGUAGCUCUUAAAAAGCUAAGUUGCGUUCCUAGGUCCAGCCUGUUGUAGUCGGUAAGCUUGUCCUGGUGGCUGACUUAAUGCAUCACGUACAUCAGGCUGUAAAACUCGUCCACUUGCUUUGUUUCUGUGCUUCUGGCUAUACUGAAGGUUAGAAAUUGAUCUUCUGGGUGAGAACUGAUCAAGGGGAGAAUAAAUUGGCCUCUCUGUGGCUAGCCAACCAAUGAGGAACGGUGGUUGUAGGAAAGCCACACCUGUGCUCAUUUUCCAUUUGCAAAAACCAAGGAGGGAAAUGAACACAGCUUGAAGAGUAGGAAUAGAAGAGCCUUGCCUCAGCACCCCUGUCGUCUAGCUCACACUGAGCAGGUAUUUCCAUAGCCUAGAGAAGACCGAGAAGUGGAGAUGUGUAUUAUUACGGAACACUGCUUUUAAAAGUGGUAGAGCAUUUUUCGGAGAGCAAUUUUUGCAAGCCAAAACCCAUUCAUUUUGUGAGAAGACUAUUUCAAAAGGGCCAAUGAUAAAAUGUGAAUUAAAAAAAAAAAAAAUUGCACCUACAACAUGAGCCUUAUUAAUUCUAACCAGUCUCUCAUUUGCUGACUGCCUUUAUACUUUGUUUUUAUUGAAAUGUACUGAUG
This is a messenger RNA of Pelecanus crispus (Dalmatian pelican), 1713 nucleotides long. NCBI's taxonomy places the organism in Eukaryota, Metazoa, Chordata, Aves, Pelecaniformes, Pelecanidae. The record is from RefSeq and is a predicted model, not a curated record.